AUGUUUUCUAGGCGCCCACGACUCUUACCCAGCGUGCCGAACCCUGAUCCUACGCCGGCACCAGCGACUGCGCCAGCGCCUGACCACGCUCUGGGUUUCACCGAUAUAUAUGGCUCCCUAACGCCCCGUCAGAUUAGCAUCAUCACCAUCGGAUCGGCCAUUGGAACAGGCUUGAUGGUUGGAACCGGAAGAGCGUUGUCCAUGAGCGGACCGGCCGCUAUCCUCAUUUCAUACACCAUCGUUGGGUUUGCAGUCUACCUUGUCCUCUCUGCGUUGGGUGAGGUAGGCUCUUGGUUACCGAAGCCAUACACCGUUGCAGACCAGGCUGUACGAUUCUGUGAUCCUGCGCUCGGGUUCAGCUUGGGUUGGAUAUUUUGGCUCAAAUAUGCUAUCGUGACGCCUAAUCAACUCACCGCUGCGGCAUUGGUGGUCUCCUACUGGGUCGAUGCAGAGCAUGUCAACCCCGGUGUCUGGAUCACGAUCUUUCUGUCGAUUAUCGUUGCUCUCAACUGUAUCAAUCACCGCCUUCCGAGUCGUAUCGAGUUUUAUAUGGCUUCGUGCAAGCUUGUUGUCAUGCUUGGUCUCAUGAUUUUGUCGACUAUUAUUGCUUUGGGUGGAGGACCAGAUCACGAUCGGCGAGGCUUUCGUUACUGGUCUUAUCCUGGGGCGUUUGGAUCUCAUCGACAUGAUGGGUUGAUUGACAAGUUCUACAUCACUUGUUCGACGAUGUCAUCUGCUACGUUUGCAUACAUUGGAAGCGAGCGAUCUGGGAUGUGUCAUUUCCCCAAUGUCCGCAAAGCCACCUCCCGAGCUAUCAAGAAUACGUUUUAUCGGAUUCUGGUGUUCCAUCUCCUAGCUAUCACGCUACUGGGAAUGAUCAUCCCUCAGGACUCUAUUUCCGUGGCCUUCUACAGUCGAGCAUCCCACGAUGCUGCCGCAUCUGCUUUCGUGGCAGCAUUGUAUCUCGCCGGCAUCUCAGUGCUACCGGACUUUCUGAAUGCGUGCAUCCUGGUGUUCGUUCUGUCAAUCGCGAACUACGACCUCUAUCUUGCAACGAAAGCAAUGUGUGAUCUCUCUCUGAAACGCCGAGCCCCAGCCUUCUUGUCACGAACUACCCACAGAGGCGUACCCAUCUACGCACUGGGGAUGUGCUCGCUGCUAGCCACAUUGGCCUAUCUCAACGUAAACCAAGACUCGACCCUUGUCUUCGGCUACUUCGUCGACAUGGUCACAAUGCUCGGCCUACUGACGUGGUUCUCCAUUCUCGUCACCCAUAUAUCCUUCGUGCGCGCGCGAAAAGCCCAAGGUGUACCCGACAAGUCCCUAGCCUUCCGUGCUCGGUUUGGACUGCCUGGAACCUGCGUUGCAUUGGUGCUCUGCUUGUUUAUCUCGGUAACUAUCGUCUUUGACUCCUUCAGUUUUGACUCUGGUGAGAGGAGGUUUGAUGUCAGUUCCUUCAUUGCGUCUUAUAUCAGUAUCCCUCUGUACAUACUGCUCAUGGUUGGGUACAAGAUCGCUGUCCACAGCAAGCAUGUCAACCCCAAAGACGUUGAUCUGUGGACGGAUAAGAGUGGGCCUGAGAUUUCGGCUGGUCAGGGACAAGUGAGGUUGACUGAAGUUCCUCCUUCGUGCUCGUGA
Molecule: messenger RNA, 1638 nt
Organism: Penicillium brevicompactum
Lineage: Eukaryota; Fungi; Ascomycota; Eurotiomycetes; Eurotiales; Aspergillaceae
Product: putative amino acid permease
Exons: 5
Coding region: 1-1638 (545 amino acids)
Biological process (GO): amino acid transmembrane transport
Cellular component (GO): membrane
Molecular function (GO): amino acid transmembrane transporter activity
Source: RefSeq, a predicted model, not a curated record